ACUAUACCGUGUCAAUCUUGUGGACUUCACAUACUUUUAAUUUCCGUGUUUGACGUCACGGGAACGACGACGGACUUUUUAGUAUUUUAAAAUUCGGUAUAAAAAAAGAGACCAUAUCUCUUUGUGACGUCUCGAGGUGGACAUAAUCCGUAUUCGGUGUGGCCCUGAGUGCAUGUCGAAAAGGAUCGAUCCGACCAGGCUUUCAGCUGCCAGUGAAUCCUCACCAAUGCUAACCAAAGAGCUAAAAUCAGAUAACCCAUACUUACGGUGACUGAUCGUUAAAAUAGCGAAUUUACAACACAAUUGCUACUGUAUAUCAUCUUUCAAGUGCUUGAAGAUUAUGGAGAGUAAAUAUAACCUCAAGAGUCCAGCGGUGAAGAGGCUGAUGAAAGAGGCUGCUGAAUUGAGAGAUCCCACAGAGCACUACCAUGCCCAGCCACUGGAAGAUAACCUAUUUGAAUGGCAUUUCUCAGUCCGUGGACCCCCGGAUUCAGAUUUCGACGGAGGGGUUUACCAUGGCAGGAUCGUGCUUCCGCCAGAGUAUCCAAUGAAGCCUCCCAGCAUUAUUCUCCUUACACCAAAUGGAAGAUUCGAAGUUGGGAAGAAGAUCUGUCUGAGUAUAUCGGGCCACCAUCCAGAGACAUGGCAGCCUUCAUGGAGCAUACGAACUGCACUGAUUGCCAUCAUUGGAUUCAUGCCAACAAAGGGAGAGGGCGCAAUUGGAUCUCUCGAUUAUACUCCUGAAGAGCGGAGGGUGCUUGCCAAAAAAUCCCAAGAUUUUUGCUGUGAGAUAUGUAGCUGUUCGUUGCGCUCAGCACUCCUGCCUCUAACUCCUGACAGCAUCCUUACUCCAGAGGACCACUUGGCAAAUGGGCUAGUUCAACAAAUCGACUUCAAGGCAGAAUCAAGUUCAUCAAGUCAAAUGAGAAAAGAGAAUGAAGAUGCCAACAACAAGGUUUCCCCUCUUACCCAGGAAGGGGACUCGAAUUCUUCAGGCUGCGAAGCUGUCGAUCCCUCGACUGAGCAGGUAGGUGCAGAAGUUUCAACAGCCACCACAUUGGAGAGGCCGCAAGUGACUUUGCCUCCGAACGUUGGUCGUCCGCCCAUUCCGCAGCAGCGUCGUGUUCAACACGCCCAAAGAGACAACAGAGAAGCCCCAAACAGGCCCUUCAUUCCAGCGGUUCACGAGCCCCAUGAUGGAAGCUACGCAGGCUCUGCCAUGCUCAUGGUGGUGCUUAUUUUGGUCCUGGCUGGACUUAUUUUCCGAAGGAUUUAUCUGGCCCAAGAGCACAAGUUUGAUUAUGAGCUGUGAUCUUUCCUCGCUACUAAUUUGAUCCUAAGUCCGCCUCGCCAUUCUACUUUUAGCACCACGAGCAGCUGCAGUUGCACCAGAGGUUUGACAGUCACCGGAACAUUUAACGUUCUCUUUUCUUAUUAGCACGACGCCCCGUCAGCUUGAUGCGCUUUCCUGCAGAAGGUGUGGGUGUGUCCUCCUCACUUGCAGCAUCUGUUUGUUCCUUUUUAAUUUAUUUUUUUUUUAAUCAAUGUGAAUUUUCAUUCUGCCCCUAGAUGAUCGUGCAUUUUUGAGUGGGUGUGGAAUCAUCUGACAGCAGAUUAAUUUGCGCUCGUGACACUACGCCGCCAAGCCCCUUUUUAAUUACCGGUAACUAAUUCACUGGUGUUGACGUUUAUAGUUGUCAACUGCUAUCUGUUUUCUGCCACUGAUGAAUGUGGGUCUUUUCAACGGGCAGACGUGGAAGAGGGUCUCGCCGAGCUUGGCUGCGAAAAGCUUUCUGCAAAACUAAUGAUGAAGGAAUGGUAGUAGACGACAUUGUUGCAUCGCUUUCGAGUUGAUUAUCAUAGCUUUUGAAAUGCAUCGGAUGUCAUUUCAACUCGAGUCGGCAUCGCUCACAGCAUGUUUCGUAAUUGUACAUCUACAAAUAUGUUUUUUUUGCCAUCAAAGUUCUUUCUCAGGCUUGUUUAUUUUAUUAUUUUACAGCAGGGGUCGGUCACCAAUGUGGUGCCUGGGAGCACCAGGUAGCCUAUUUGAAAAAUAGGCGAUCAGCGACGUUCCUUCUAUGCUACGCGCUGAGCAAUUACCCACUUCUCUCAGCACACAUGAUAUAUUUCCACACUCAUUCCUUCAUUUUUUCUUCACGGUUUUGAUCUUCAAAAGCACACCGCACCAUUCCCACUUCCCUAACAGUCUCGGUAGCAACACCGAGAGGGCACACGCACUUGUUCCCCUGUAGUUUCAAGCAUGCAUUGAUGCACUGAUGCUCAUCAUUGACAGAUCAGUCAUUCCAUUCAGCAAGUCCAAACAUGGGCGUGGGUUAAAAUCCCCUUCAAUGACACCCUUUCAUGUGUUACGGAGGCCAGGUGACUAGAAAUGUUCAUAUUUUAUUCAUGCUUUCCAUUAUUUAUGAGGACAGUGGAUAGUGUGCGACCACAUUAAUACAAAAUUGUAUUGAGACUUAAUUAUGCUUAAAAUAACCCUUGUGCUAUAAUAAAAAGUAACAAAUU
This is a messenger RNA of Hippocampus zosterae (dwarf seahorse), 2523 nucleotides long. It is a transcript of the gene ube2j1, whose product is annotated as ubiquitin-conjugating enzyme E2, J1. The transcript has 8 exons. The coding region runs from base 341 to 1312 and encodes 323 amino acids. NCBI's taxonomy places the organism in Eukaryota, Metazoa, Chordata, Actinopteri, Syngnathiformes, Syngnathidae. The record is from RefSeq and is a predicted model, not a curated record.